UAUUAAUGAAAUAACUUUUCUUAAAGAAGGUUCAUGAGUAUAUUUUAAAUCCGCAUUAAGUUAAGUUUAGGUGACUACAGUUUAGGUAGAGAUCGCUGAUGUUAUGAAUGCGUCAGAGACUACUAUACUAUAGCGCGCGAAAAUUGAGUAGCUGGUAGAGUGUAUGCUCGAGUCAUUUACUUUUAGAGUUUUAGGUUAGAGUCGUGGCUACUAGUGAUUGAACUGUUUAUCCAGUUAUGAUGAAUGAAGAAGAGUUUCAGGAAAUAACGUGUGCUGAAGAUUUUGGGCAAUCAUUUUUGAACUCUGACAACAGCGAGAAUUUGACCUUGUGUUCAAAUGUUCCUGCUUUGUGCACAGAAGAACCAUGUAUUCUCGGCGUUGAUGAAGCUGGCAGAGGACCUGUUCUUGGUCCCAUGGUAUAUGGUGUCAGCUAUUGCCCAAAGAGCAAACAAGACGUUUUGAAUGAUCUAGGAUGUGCUGACUCCAAAAGUCUUACAGAAGAAAAAAGAGAAGAUAUUUUUAAAAAAAUUUGCAGUGAACGGGAUACAAUUGGCUGGAUCGUUGAAGCUAUAUCACCAAAAACUAUCUGCAAUAAUAUGCUUAAGAGGCAAAAGUAUUCUUUAAAUCAGAUUGCUCAAGAUUCAACAGUGCAUCUCAUAAACAGUGCAUGUUCAAAAGGUGUUAGAAUUGCAGAAGUGUAUGUUGACACAGUUGGAAUGCCAGAAAAGUACCAGGCAAAGCUUUCUGCUAUAUUUCCUGAACUUAAGAUCACUGUGGCAAAGAAGGCUGACGCUACAUAUCCUAUUGUUAGUGCCGCUAGCAUAUGUGCUAAAGUUUCUAGAGACCGGGCACUUUCAGUAUGGAAGUUCACAGAAGGGUUGGAACUAACAGCUAAAGAAUUUGGAAGUGGAUACCCCAAUGACCCAGUAACUAAAAAGUUUUUAAUAGAGAACAUUGACCCGGUAUUUGGAUUUCCACAACUUGUUAGAUUUAGCUGGUCGACUGCAGAUAAAAUAUUGCAAGAAAAUGCUGUGCAAGUUGAGUGCUGUCUUUUUGAGGGAGUGUUGGCGGUAAUUCAUCUCUUCAUCAUCGGGCUGGACGCCUUGCGGGUUCAGCACCCGGAUGGAGGUAUGCUGUACUCGAGGCAGGAAGAUGUGGUGGUGUCAAGUCACCAGUGAGCAUUAAGGUUGGUAUGGAAUGUAUGGGAAAUGCGGAAUGAAGUAAGGAGGCUUGAGGAAGUGUUUGAAGAGCUUAGGCAAUGUGCAGAGGGCAAGGGAAUGCUGAAGGAAGUAGCCAGGGAGUAUAAGAAAUUGCAUGAGGCUUAUGAGACACUACAGAAGCAGGUAGGGUGGAUGGAGGAAGCGGUGCCACGGGUAAGAUGGAAACAAGGGUGGCUGAACGCAGGGGGGGAAAUAUUGAAAACAGUCUUCGGAAUCACGGACAAAAGUGAUAUAAAGGAGAUGAACAACAUGGUGGAAGCAGUGAUGCAACUUAAUAGAAGAGGGGAAUAGAGCAGCGGAAGCAUGGCACGCAACCCGGAUAGGGAAAUUGGGAGGGGGAAGUCCUGAAUAACACACAGCUGCUCCGUUCAUUAGCAGGGCAGGUAGUGGAAUACGUUAAGGCGUCAGAAGAUGUAAUAAAUUGUAACCUGGGAACCUUACAGGUGUGUCUGGAAGCCCUAGAUUUGCAGGGGGUUGCUGACAGUGUGUGGGAUGUACAGGGAAUGAUAACAAAUCUGCAAGAAGCACUGCAUCACACUUUGCGAGGCCAGAUAAGUACUGAUUUGUCACCGCCAGAUCAAUAUUUGCGCGGGUCGCGCAAGGCACAGAAGGAACUACCGUCAGGGUUAUAUUUAAUAAUGGAGCCCAGCGAGCAAAAUUGGCCGUUUUUCUACCCUGUUAAAACAGUAAAGGUAACAAUAGCCCGUGCAGGAGUGUAUAUUUUGAUUCAAUUCCCAGUUAUGGAGUAAAAUGCAAGGUUUCAAUGUCACAUGGUCCACCCGUGUCCAGUGAAGUGGGGAGUGUUGAGCAAGUUUGUAGAAGUAAAAACUGAGGAUGUAUUGCUGAUCUCGGUAGUUAACAGCCAGUACGCCAAGAUGACAAGGGAGGAAUUAUGGAGCUGCCACAGAGGGAAGGUAAUGUAUGUCCAGCCAGGGUGAUAAGCACCAAUCCAGAGACAUGCACGGUGCAGUUAUUUUUAGCCAGGAGGGAAGAAAUAGACUGUCCAAGGGACAUCAUGGAGCUAAAAUUGAGCUUGCAAUGGGUCGGGAUGGAUAGGAUCUUCUCCACCUACAAAAAAUUAAUAGUAGUAGCAAGUUGUUUUGAGCAGGGAGAAUUUGCUGAAGCGAAAUGUAUAGAGCUCGAGGGGAGCGGAAUUUUAAUCAAUGUAAGUAAGUGUAACAUAAUAGGACCAACCUUCCAUCUGCCAGCGUCAAUUUCAGGAGUCACGCAAUUGAAUGUUACACAGCCACAGCUGUACU
Schistocerca piceifrons (Central American locust) is the source of this 2479-nucleotide messenger RNA. Its product is annotated as ribonuclease H2 subunit A. The transcript is spliced from 6 exons. Gene Ontology annotation, cellular component: ribonuclease H2 complex. NCBI's taxonomy places the organism in Eukaryota, Metazoa, Arthropoda, Insecta, Orthoptera, Acrididae. Gene Ontology annotation, molecular function: RNA binding; RNA-DNA hybrid ribonuclease activity. Gene Ontology annotation, biological process: mismatch repair; DNA replication, removal of RNA primer. The coding region runs from base 237 to 1178 and encodes 313 amino acids. The record is from RefSeq and is a predicted model, not a curated record.